AUGCACGAUCGAUCCCGACUUCCGGAUAAGAUAUAUAAUGUACAUUACAAGAAUGAUAUACGUUACACUAUGCAGCUAUGCCGUUGGAUUCUGAAACCAAUCGGCAUCUGGCAUCUCGUUUACGACCGUUCGUCGCAAUAUGAGAAACUGAUUUCGGCAACGCUGAUCUUCGCAUGCUUUUCCGUCUUGUGUUUCGUGCUCGUACCUUCCGGUCCAUACACUUUACUUCGCGAGAAAGAUAUCAAUGUUAAGCUUAAACUCUUCGGUCCGGUUGGCUUCUGCCUGACUUCCGCGAUAAAGUAUUGCUUUCUCGGAAUGCGCGGUACGGCGAUUGGAAAGUGCAUCAAGCAUGUCGAACAUGACUGGCAGGUGAUUCAAUAUCAAGAUCAUCGCAAAAUGAUGCUGAGGAACGUACUAGUGGGCCGCAGACUCACCACAUUGUGCGUGAUUUUUCUUUACACCGGUGGAAUGUCUUAUCAUACAAUUAUGCCGCUGUCAUCUAGAAUGAAAGCGAACGAUAACUACACGAAUAGACCAUUGGUUUAUCCCGGCUACGAUAUUUACUUCGAUCCUCAGGCAAGUCCCGUUUACGAGAUCGUCUUUUGCUUACAUUGCCUAUCCGCUAUUAUUCAGUACAGCAUCACGACGGCGGUGUGUAGUUUGGCAGCGAUUUUUGCGACGCACGCUUGCGGACAGGUGCAGAUAUUGAUGACGCUGUUGGACGAUCUGGUAGAUGGUAAAAAAAAUAAGAACACUACCGUGGACAAACGUCUGACUUUAAUAACGAGGCAUCACGUGCGCGUGCUGAGAUUUACGGCCGAUGUGGAGGAAGUGUUACAUGAAAUAUGCUUGAUGGAACUGGUAGCUGCAACAUUGAUUAUAUGCUUACUCGAGUACUAUUGCAUGAUGGAAUGGGAAAAUAGCGACGCCGUGGCAAUCUUUACAUAUUUUAUUCUACUGAUAUCUUUAACGUUCAAUAUUCUAAUAUUUUGUUAUAUCGGCGAGCUCAUUGUGGAAGAGUAUAGCAAAAUUGCUUCAGCCGCGUAUGAAGUUAAUUGGUACGACUUACCUGGUCAUAAAGCUCUCGAUCUCGUAUUGAUCAUCACGAUAUCUCAUUAUCCACCCAAGCUUACGGCUGGCAAGUUCUGCGAUUUAUCCCUCAAUACUUUUAGCACUGUACUUAAAACGUCCGUAGUGUAUUUAAAUUUGCUUCGGACAGUUACGCAAUAA
Messenger RNA from Cataglyphis hispanica, 1230 nucleotides. Its product is annotated as odorant receptor 4-like. Gene Ontology annotation, cellular component: plasma membrane. The transcript is spliced from 5 exons. The record is from RefSeq and is a predicted model, not a curated record. Lineage: Eukaryota; Metazoa; Arthropoda; Insecta; Hymenoptera; Formicidae. The coding region runs from base 1 to 1230 and encodes 409 amino acids. Gene Ontology annotation, molecular function: odorant binding; olfactory receptor activity. Gene Ontology annotation, biological process: sensory perception of smell; detection of chemical stimulus involved in sensory perception of smell.